CCCAACUAUGUUCAUCUGCUACUCCCAUUCCUUGGCGAAUGCUUGCUAAACAGCGGUUAAAAUGCAAUGUAUAGGCAUUUUCUACCGAACCUGCUCGAUGUUUACGAUAGUAUUUUAGCUUUGGCAGACUUGAAUGACUUGAGUUGUCAUUUUUAUUUAUUUGUAUCGUCAUUUGCGUCCACAUGCUGAAAAACUCCAUUACCCGUCAGCCAUCUGUUAUUGUCUGAGCUCGGGCUAGGCAGCUGUAUAUUAUUCCGCUGCACUGACUUGAGUUGCUGGGUCGCUUGCUGCUGCUGUUGUGGUACAUUCAAGAAAUUGCUCCUACUUGACUGCACACGAGCAACAACUGUACCCGGGCUGUGAGUCGUCUGGGAUGGGUAACUGGAGUCCAUAACUGCGGUCAGCAACUUCACCAUGAUGUCGAUGACUUUUGGCUGGUCAAGCAGCGUGACUCUGCUGUUUGACUUCUGGGAUGUGCACGGGCCUGCAGGGAUGGUACUGUCGGUGUUUGUGGUCCUGCUGCUGACGGUGUUCUACGAGGUGCUCAAAGUGUGGAGGCUGUGGUUGAGCAGCAGCUCUAAGCUGGCCCAGCCUCAGUCUGCGUACACCCCCCCUCCAACCUACCGCAGCGACAGCACCUCAGCGUUGGACAGCAGCCCCUCCGAGUCCUCGCUGACCCCCAUUGAGACCCCCCCUCCCACUGCGAGCACCACAAGCCGCUGGCUGCUGCAUGCUAUCCAGACGGCCCUCCACAUGCUGCAGGUGUCUCUGGGAUACAUGCUGAUGCUGUGCGUCAUGUCCUACAACACCUGGAUCUUCCUCGGGGUCGUCUUGGGCUCCGUCCUCGGGUAUUUUAUCUCCUUCCCCCUCGUGGUUCAGAAAUGAUGGUAUGGUCACUUCAGACAGAGUGUGGAUUUUAUCAUUCGUAUUUGUUCCCUGAGAGGAUCUUAUCCUCUGGAUAUUUAAUGGCAAACUACCUAAUUUGAAUUGUGUUGUUCUGCUUCUUGGUUGUUUUUGUGAAAAUUUGAACACUGGGCGGAGACAAGGGGAGAUCCUGGUAUGCUGAAUGAUGGGACUACUGCUGCGUGAAACUCCUCUGGACAUUGAAAGUAAAAUGUUAUGCACAAACUGAUCUGUGAGCAUCUUUCUGUCCCUCUUUGGUUCGUGCCCUCGAGGCUCUUUAGAGGUCCCUUUUUAACUGGACACACUAAGUAAUAUCAUUUGUCUUUGACCAUCAUUUUGGAGAUGGUUCUUUUGAGUGUUUCUGAGGCACAGUCUUUCUUAUCUUCUCAAACAGCAAACGUCUACGUGGAAAUGAGAGUUGGUUCUUUUGAGUUUGUCUCCCGCAGUGAAGGAAACUGCUUGUUUAAUCUCUGUUCUUAUGCAUCCUAAAAUGCUUUUGUACACUCCACAGCAGAGGAACGACAAACAUUUAAAGAGGGGAAGUCAUGCUUGUGGCAUGUUAUGGUUGUUUCUGGUCUACAGUGCCAGACUUUUUUCUAGGUCCUCUGUAUUUUACCAGAAAAUUUGAGGUGUAACGACACUACAAAAUGAUUACAACAUUCAAUAUUUGAACUGUAGGAGGAGUGGUCUGACUAUGCUGAAAGAGUCUGCUACUGUAGCUUUAAGGUUUAUGUGUUUGACUUAAAAAAGCCACUUUGGUGUGAACUAACCUUUGUGUAUUGAACACUGAGUGAAACCUAAACACACACUUGGAGCUCAGAUUGACGGUCAGAGGACAUUUGACAGGGCUGAAAAUCAGGAACUGAAUCAGGUGAUGGGUGGCUUGUAAACUUCUCUAAUGUGUCAUUUUGGUUCACGUGCCUUUCUCUCACGUGAAAAACAAUCAUGUGGUUGGUGGCAAUCAUUGACAAACCCUAACCUGCAAAAGAAAAGGACCCUGAAGCUGACGUGUGUUUGAGUGUUUAAACUAGAUUUAGACUAAUUACUAUAGAAACACUUGCAGGUGCAGAUGUCGCAAGAACUUAGCCGACAGAAUAAAGUUGAUGAAUUCAUUUUAUUCAUCCAUAUUUUUAUAAGUAUAUACAGUUUAUUGCAAGAAGCGAAAGGCACUAAGCAUACAGCUGCUCACACCACAGACAGGUAUUUGUAAUAAAUAAACAGGAGAAGGUGACAGACAGCAUGCUCCAUUGGAAGGAUUGGUUCUUACCAAUCUCUAAAUGUGCCUUGGAUACAGUGAGCGGUUUAACUACAGGACACUGAAUCACAAAAUGAGAGUUCAAAGUUUUCCGUAAUUACAUUUGGAAAUAAAUUGAUAUGUAAUUGCAAUUUUUUAAAGAUGUUCCUGCAAAGAAAUGUGUUAUUUGGUACUAAUUCUAAUAAAAAUUAAGACAGAAAAUGA
Messenger RNA from Eleginops maclovinus (Patagonian blennie), 2362 nucleotides. It is a transcript of the gene slc31a2, whose product is annotated as solute carrier family 31 member 2. The transcript is spliced from 4 exons. Gene Ontology annotation, molecular function: copper ion transmembrane transporter activity. Lineage: Eukaryota; Metazoa; Chordata; Actinopteri; Perciformes; Eleginopidae. Gene Ontology annotation, cellular component: plasma membrane. Gene Ontology annotation, biological process: copper ion transmembrane transport. The record is from RefSeq and is a predicted model, not a curated record. Bases 415 to 885 code for a protein of 156 amino acids.